AAGUAGAAAGGGCCUUUGAAAACGCGUUUAUACAUUUACGAAUGUGUUUAUAUAGAAUUACGGAAAUGUGCUUUUACUAUCGAUCGAUUGAAAAUUAUAUAUUCAUCUCAAAUACAUUUGAAAUGAAAUUUUAUUUGAAUAACGAGGUGUAGCAAUAGAUGAGAAUUCAAUAAAACUUUAUUUCACUCUUUCGGAUGUAUUGAAUAUAAAGUUAACAGAAACUGCGCAUAUUCAAAACUUGUCGACAAUACAUGGAAUGAAUAUGAACUUGGGAUACGAAGCAACUGGAUAGACUGUCUAGGCGGUGUGGUUCUAUUUUCUUUUUUAAUUUUCAUUUUAAAUAGAACGAUGUGCCAUUUUAUAUAAUAUUUUAACAAAAUUGGAAACAUGAGUGUUGUAAAAUGUAAAUAGGUAAGUCUAAAAUAUGAAAUGAUGUCGGACAGGAAUUUAUCGGUUCCUGAUGCGCAACUUCCGGCUGAACGGUCCAGUCAAAGUCUAUCGAUUUCAAAUCUCCGAAAUAACAGAAAUGCUGCUGAAACUUCACGCGCUCAGUUAGUUUCCAGUGAUAUUCAUCGGGAACCAAGGAGACCUUCAAUGACCUUUGAACCAGCGAGGCGGGAACACGAAAAUAGACAAAAUGACACACGUAGAGGAAGUAUGUACAUGCAUAGGGGAUCCAACCGUCACCCUGAGCGUGGUUUGGAAGAACGCAGGGCUUCAAAUGUCCGAAGAGGAAGUAUUCACCAAGUAGAGGAGAAUCAUCACACUGACAUCAGUCGUGAUAGCAGGGUUUCAAAUGGUCAUGUGCCAGGAGAGCGUGGUCAAAACAGCCGCGUAUUUAGACAUCCGGACAACGUACACUCUACCCAUUAUCACCAAAGACCGGUGUCAGAACCAUCAAGGACAUCAGGGGACCUUCCUCCAGUUGAUGCUGUGACACAGAGGCGCAGAGAUUUUCAAGGUGUAUCCUCGGCUAGGACACGUGGAAGUAAUUAUGAAGAUGUACCGGACAAAGAUGAUCGAUAUGUAGUUCCAGCGUUACCGAUGCCCGUAGCUAUUUUCUGUUGUGUUCUUAACUUCGUUAUACCUGGAUUCGGUUCUAUGGCUGCUUCAUUAUGUGUCCUUUGUUGUGCGAAAACAGAUGACAUGACGUGUGGAGAAAAGCUUGGUUCAUGUUGUACUGUUUUCGGCAUUGGGGUGCUCCAAUUGCUUCUAGUCGCUUGUUUUCUUAUUGGAUGGAUCUGGAGCUGCAUCUGGGGAAUUACAUUUAUUGGAAUGUCAGCAUCGUAUUACGACGAUGACGACGACGAGUAUAAUGAUGACUAUUACACAGACUCAAACAACCCUGCUUACAGGGCUCGAGUGCGCGGGCGCACCCCACUUCCGACUCCACAGAUAGUCGUCGAUCAACCAUACCCGGGAAUUCGUUACGAAGAUAUUCAACGUGACCGCCGUCGUCGGCGGGAAACCCAGCGCCGGUCAAGGUCACGAAUUUCACUCACUCCUUCCAACCUCAUAUACCCUAUGAGAGCACCGUCCAAUAUUGCAUACAAUUCGCCACCACCGCCAUACCAAGCUACGUUGUCUCCACCGCCGCCAUAUCGUAGAGAGCAAAAUAAUAGGAGAAGAGAAAGUAUUAGUUAUGAAAUUACAAACAGACAGCCCGACAGACAAAGACAGAAUACCGACGUUAUACAUGAAGAAGAGUACAGAUGACAGAGCUUUGAUAUCUAUUAAGGAAAGUUUCGUAUAUAGAUGGAAUGAAAAGUUAAUAUAAUGUCAAACCCGUAAAUAAAAAUACUCAUCAGAUAAACAAAAAGUGGUAUUCAUUUAUAGGUGGUAUAGGUUAUAACACACUAAAUAGCCAACACUAUAUAUUCUAUAUAAAAUGACAAGUUUUCACAAUGCUGCAAUACACACCUAGACCCAUUUUAAAUUUCUGUAACUUACAUUUUCUUGUAGAGCAACAUUUAUACUGUAAAAAUAUCCAAAGAAAAGUAGGGGUCAUGUCUGAUGCAAGAAAAAUAUUUCUGGUCAAACGGACACACCGUAAUUUUUACACUGGAAUGACAAUCACAAUUUAGGGUAGGGGUGUAUGAAUAAAUGUCACAUGUUAAAUCAGUUUGGAGUCUUUUUUCAACAUGCAAAUGCUACCAGUAUGUCAAGUAUAGGCAUGCAAUAUGAUUUCAACCAAUAUAUAGCAAUGAUUUCAAGGAAAAAUCCUUCUUACAGCAAAAAAACAAACAAACUGAGAACUAUUUGAAUCCGCCAUUAUGCGACUACCAUUUUUACAUCGGUGCUCAGGCUAUUUAGUGUCUGUAUGCCUAUAUAUAUAU
Mercenaria mercenaria is the source of this 2336-nucleotide messenger RNA. RefSeq lists its product as uncharacterized. The record is from RefSeq and is a predicted model, not a curated record. NCBI's taxonomy places the organism in Eukaryota, Metazoa, Mollusca, Bivalvia, Venerida, Veneridae. The transcript has 5 exons. The coding region runs from base 430 to 1716 and encodes 428 amino acids.